GCGGGUCGGGCAUUUAACUUGCCACGUGACCAAGUUUCGCGCCACGUUUGUUUUGUUGACAACUUCUGCUGAUGCACGGUUUCUGUCGGCUGGUGAAACUUGGUGGUGAAUUUCUUUUCCCAAAGGCAAAGUUCGUUUCCAGAAACUCGAUUUCCAGACCUCAACUUGUUAUUCAUCAUGCCUGCGAAAGACUACAUCGCCGAGAAAGAAAAGUGUAGAAGUUUUAUGUCAGAUUUCUACAAUGAGGGAGAUGAUGGCACAAAGAAUUUCAAGUAUGCCAGACAACUGAUUGCCCUUGCCCACCGCGAGCAGGUCGCCUUGACGAUUGACCUGGACGACGUCAAUGAGAUCGAUCCCGAGCUGGCCGAGUCCAUCGUGGAGAACACACGGCGAUACACCAAGCUGUUCGCUGACGCCGUCUUUGAUUUACUGCCAGAUUAUAGGGAGAAAGAGGUGAUACAGAAGGAUGCUCUGGACGUGUACAUUGAGCACAGGCUGUUGAUGGAGCAGCGCCUGCGAGGUCCCAACCCUGGCGAGGUCCGGGACGCAAGGAACCAGUUCCCGCCGGAACUCAUGCGCAGAUAUGAGAUCUAUUUCAAGGUGCCGAGUCAACAGAAAGCCCUGUCGAUCCGGGACGUCAAAGCCGACAAGAUCGGCAAGCUGGCAUCGGUCCGCGGCAUCGUGACCCGUUGCACGGAGGUCAAGCCGAUGAUGACUGUGGCAACGUACACCUGCGACCAGUGCGGCGCUGAGACCUAUCAACCGAUUGGCUCGCCUACCUUCAUGCCGUUACUGAUGUGCCCAAGUCAAGCCUGCCAAGCUAACAAAUCUGGCGGCCGCCUCUACCUCCAGACCCGGGGGUCCAAGUUUGUCAAGUUCCAGGAAGUCAAGAUCCAGGAACAUAGCGACCAGGUUCCCGUGGGCCACAUCCCCCGCAGCAUGACCAUCUACUCAAGAGGAGAGACCACCCGAUGCUGUCAGCCCGGCGACCAUAUCGGAGUCACAGGGGUUUACCUGCCGAUGCUGAGGGUCGGCUUCAGACAGAUGGCCCAAGGUUUGCUGUCGGAGACAUACAUGGAGGCGCAUCACAUUGUGAAGAUGAACAAAGCUGCGGAGGAGGAGAUGAGCCUGAAGGAGCUCACCGACGAUGAAAUCCAACAAAUCGCAGAGGAGGAUUUUUACGAGAAGCUCGCCUGCUCCAUCGCGCCAGAGAUCUACGGCCACGAAGACGUUAAGAAGGCACUGUUGCUGCUGCUAGUAGGCGGGGUGGAUCGCAACCCCAAAGGGAUGAAGAUUAGAGGGAGCAUCAACAUUUGUCUGAUGGGUGAUCCUGGUGUGGCCAAGUCCCAGCUGCUGUCCUACAUCGACAGAUUGGCACCAAGAAGUCAGUAUACCACUGGUCGUGGUUCAUCCGGCGUCGGUCUGACUGCCGCCGUCAUGAAGGAUCCAAUCACCAACGAGAUGGUCCUGGAAGGCGGCGCCCUCGUGCUGGCCGACCAGGGCGUCUGCUGCAUCGAUGAGUUUGACAAGAUGAACGAGACGGACCGGACAGCCAUCCAUGAGGUCAUGGAGCAACAGACUAUAUCCAUUGCAAAGGCUGGUAUAAUGACGUCCCUGAAUGCCCGCGUGGCCAUCCUAGCAGCCGCUAACCCCGCCUACGGACGCUACAACCCCAAGAAGUCUAUUGAGCACAACAUCCAGCUCCCCGCUGCUCUGCUGUCUCGAUUUGAUCUGCUCUGGCUGAUCCAGGAUAAGCCUGACAGGGAGAACGAUCUCAGGCUUGCCCAGCACAUCACCUAUGUACACCAGCACAACACACAGCCACCGAUGCAGUUUACUCCGCUCAACAUGAACCUCAUGCGUCGAUACAUUGCUCUCUGCCAGACCAAAGUACCAGCCAUUCCGGAGAGUUUGACGGACUACAUCACGGGAGCAUACGUAGAAAUGCGCAAAGAGGCCCGAGGGAGCAAGGAUACUACAUUCACGUCAGCCAGGACACUACUGGCAAUCCUACGUCUGUCAACAGCUCUUGCUCGUCUGAGAUUGGUGGAUGUGGUGGAGAAAGAAGACGUGAACGAAGCGAUGAGGUUGAUGGAGAUGUCCAAGGAAUCCCUGCAUGGCCAACAAGAAGUCACAGGAAGAAAGCAGCGAUCAGAGGACGUCGUCUUCAGCAUCAUCCGGGAGAUGGUGUCGGGCAAGCAGAGCGUCAAGUUUGCCGACGCCCGCCAGACCUGCCUGGCCAAGGGGUUCACCAACGACCAGUUUGAGGAGGCCCUGGACGCGUACGAAGAGCUGAACGUGUGGCAGGUCAACAACGCCAGAACCAAGAUCACGUUCGUCUAGUCAUAUUGGAGAAUUUCAGGCCCGAUUUCAUGACUGUUAAGCACCGAAAUUUGAUACGGAAAAAAAAUGCUCAAAUAUCAGAAGUGCAUCUAGCGGAGGGACAAAGAGUAAAACGUACACAUUCUUACAUCAGAAUUAACAGUUACAUAUAUAUGGAUUUAAACUUGUUGAAUUUACCAGCCCCUACCUUUAAA
Patiria miniata (bat star) is the source of this 2537-nucleotide messenger RNA. RefSeq names its product DNA replication licensing factor mcm7-A-like. Gene Ontology annotation, biological process: DNA replication; double-strand break repair via break-induced replication; DNA replication initiation. The coding region runs from base 178 to 2343 and encodes 721 amino acids. Gene Ontology annotation, molecular function: ATP binding; single-stranded DNA helicase activity; single-stranded DNA binding. Lineage: Eukaryota; Metazoa; Echinodermata; Asteroidea; Valvatida; Asterinidae. The record is from RefSeq and is a predicted model, not a curated record. The transcript has 17 exons. Gene Ontology annotation, cellular component: MCM complex; nucleus.